AUGAACUCAACUCAGCUCGAUCGGACAAACAUUGCCAAUGAUCUCGGCCCGCUCUCGACCGAUAGCACCAAGCUCCUCAAUGUUUUCUUCUACAUCGACUACGUCAUCAUGCCGAUCCUCUCCGCUUCCGGCAUCAUCGGGAACAUCCUGACCCUGAUCGUUCUCUUCCAGUACGGCUUCAAGGAAUCCUUCAACGUUCUGCUGACCUCGCUAGCCAUUGCGGACUUGGUCUACUCCUUCACAGUACUUGCCAUCAGCAUGGACCACUUCGUCACAGACCAGACCAGCAGGGAACUUCUUGAAGCCGUCAUCUCCGCCCAUCUCUACCCUCUCAACGAAGUCGCCUACAACACCAGUGCGUUCAUCAUCGCGGCUUUAUCCCUUCAAAGAAUGAUCGUCGUCUGGUUUCCAUUCAAAGCCUCGUUUAUCUUUACCCCUUUUAGGACUUUAGUUAUAGUUAUCUCCAUAAACCUAGCCAUGUUUUUACUCUAUUCCCCGCGUUGUUUUCGAUGGAUUCUCCUACCUGUUGAUUCCUCAACCAAUAAAAACGACUCUAUGUACGUCGUGCAGCACGAUAUCUACUUCUACGACAAUGACUCCGACUACGUUCUCUCCAGUACGAUAAUCAAGUUCCUCAGCCUCAUGGUUAUUGCUCCUUCCAUCAUCUCCGUCUGCUCCUUCAUCACCAUCGCUAAAAUCAUCACAUCAUCCGAUAUUGUUAAAAAAAUGUCAAAAACUUUCUACCGGAAACGGUUAAACGAAACGAAAUUAGAAAUAAUGAACCUCAGUAUCUGUUCCUGUAUCGUUUUCCUGACUGUCAUCCCAACAACCAUGAACCCGGAAGUGUUUUACUUCCGAGGUCCCCGGAAAACCCCACCGUUGGCCACUCUACUUCUCUACAACGACCUAGUUCCGUUCCUCAUGCAAAUCAACGCGUCCAUACACUUUCUCAUCUACGUGACAUACAGUUCCAAGUUCUUGAAGAUUUUUCAGAGGACAAUAACGUGUGGGAUAAAUUCUUAG
This is a messenger RNA of Physella acuta, 1023 nucleotides long. RefSeq names its product FMRFamide receptor-like. Lineage: Eukaryota; Metazoa; Mollusca; Gastropoda; Physidae. Gene Ontology annotation, cellular component: plasma membrane. Gene Ontology annotation, molecular function: G protein-coupled receptor activity. The record is from RefSeq and is a predicted model, not a curated record. Gene Ontology annotation, biological process: G protein-coupled receptor signaling pathway.